GUGAGAUAAGUAAUCUACUCACAGACAAGGCUUUCCUAAUGUUAACACUGUGCUUGGCGUGAUAUUUCAGGAAGAGUGAGCCACUCAGCAUUCCCGGGUGAGCAGCAGGAGCAAUCAAAGGUCUAAAAACCAACAUCUCAGGGGAGGGAUCACGUGAGCCGUUUUGUAGAGGAAAGGUGACUGAGGGAGGGUGUGUGGAAGGUUUUCUGUCAAGUGGAAGGCAAUAAAUUAGUCUCUAAUCCACCCAAGCGGUAAUACAUAUACGUUGCCACAAAGGAGAAUUAAAUCAUGCAGGCAAUGUGGUUUGAAAUUUAAGUAAAAUAAAACACUAAAGAAAUUGACGGGGAAGGCAGUGCCCCAUGGGAAGGGGCGGGGAUGGGCACAGAGUAGGGCAGAGGCUGUGCUGUCUGCGGAUCCCUGCUCGCACCGGGCAGAGGGAAGGCUGGCACGGCCCCUGGUGUCAUGUCCGUUCACCACGGCCAAGAGAUCAGACCCAUGAGCAGCCUACUGCCCUUUGUCCCACUGUCUGGAGAGCCCUGAAGCACCUCAGCGCUGUGCCAGAGGAUGACGGACAGCCGUGUGCCUCCACCCAGGGGUGAGCCCGUUAGUGCAGGGCUGUGGGCAAGCCCAGGCUCUUCCAGGAGUCACGGAGCGCUAGGAUCAUCUCAUCCAACCAUCAGCACACACCCCCAUGCCCACUGAUCACGAGCCUCAGUGCCACGUCCCCACGGCUCUUGAACACCUCCAGGGACGGUGAUUCCACCACCUCCCUGGGCAGCCUGUUCCUCCCACGGAACAAUGCCCAUGUUCCUGUCCUGCUGGUCCAGGUAAGUAAGGUUCCCAGCCAGGUGUGUGUUCCCUGUGCUGACAGACCCUUCCUUUGUUACUGGUAAGGGAAAGUGCUCCUGCUCAUCCCCAUUCCAAGUCCUUUUACUCCCUUGUCCUGCUGCUUGGCUACAGCCACAUUUCCAUCCCUCCCUCAACUCCCUCCUCUGUGCUGCACCAAACACAAGCUGCAUGCCCACACUUGCUAUGCCUCUUCCUCCUCUUCUGCCAGGUCUUGGUGCAUGGCCACAGUGCUGCACAAACACAGGCAGGUCUUAAUCUCUGCUGCAUUCAUCAUCUCCUCACUUAACAUACAGGGAUGAUUUUGCAGCCAUCCAUCCCACAAGAUGAGAGCCUUUGGGGAGCUGUUUGCCCAGUUUCCUCAGCAACCCAUGCCCCCCCCAGCCCAGCCCAGGCUGGAGGUGGGGCCUGGGGGGUAGUAGUGCCCCAGCACCACACACCCCAGGCACAGGACCCGAGCGAGGACAGGCUGCUGAGGGGCUCCAGCAGAGGAGGAGUGUGUGGAGCACUGACUCUAGGGUUUAACUGGUAAAAAGUCAAAGCUUGGGCAAUGCCACAACCACAGCACCCAAGGGAGCUGCGUGGCCCUGCCCAGCCCCUGCACAUCGUGCUCUGAGCUCCAGCCCGGCUCAGACCUCACGGCACGGUCUGCGGCUCUGCACUUUGCUUUGCAGGAAGACGUGGCACGAUGACGGUGAAGAAGAAUCAGCCCUUGCAGAACGGAAGGGCCAAGGAGAACGUGCUGCAGCGGGUCCUGCAGCUGCCGGUGGUGAGCUCAACCUGCGAAAGCCUGCAGCGGACCUACACCAGCACCAAAGAAGUCCACCCGCUUGUGGCCUCAGUGUGUGAGGUCUACGAGCAGGGCGUGAAGGGUGCCAGCGCCUUGGCCAUGUGGAGCGUGGAGCCUGUGGUGCGCAGGCUGGAGCCCCAGUUCACUAUGGCCAACAACUUGGCAUGUCGGGGCUUGGACCACCUGGAGGAGAAGAUCCCAGCCCUUCAGUAUCCCGUUGAGAAGCUUGCCUCCAAACUGAAGGACACCAUCUCCACCCCCAUCCAAACUGCCAAAAGCACCAUUGGCAACUCCAUGGGCAAGAUCCUGGGGCUGGCAGUGGGAGGCUAUGAGACAACCAAGAGCACCGUGGAGACCACAGCAAGGUACACAAGGAGCAACUCGGUGAGCCAGAUGGUGGCCGCUGGGAUGGACACGGCCCUGGGUGGGCUGGAGAAGCUGAUGGAGUACCUGCUGCCAGAAGAGGAGGAGGAAGCAGUUCUGCCUUUAGAUCAGAAGCCCAAGCAGACCUGUGGGCCAGCAACGAAGGUCUCCCAGCAGCGGUCCAGGACUUACAGGGCUCACAGCGCUCCCAGUGCUCCCAGCAGUGCUCCCAGCACCCUGGGCAGGAUCGCAGCCCUGGUCAGCACCGCUUCCCACCGUGCUUACCAGCACACCGCCCAGAACCUCCAGCGUGCCAAAGCCAAAGGGCAGGAGCUGGUCGUCUGGAUCCCCAUCCUGGGCAGCCUGGCUAAGCCAAGCCCACCCACAGUGCCACGGAGCCACAGUGAGAGACAAAGCAUCGCAGGCAGCUGGCGGCAGAGUAGGGUCCCAGAGCAGAAGCAGGAGAAGGCAGAGAAGAAGGAGGACAACCAUGCCAGUGAGGCAGGGGAUGGCCUCGGGCUGGUGGGCAGCGUGGCUCACAACCUGCAGAGCGCCUGCGUCUCCGGCAUCUCCAGCGUGAAGAAGGUCCCCGCUGUGGCCUGGGAUGCAGCAGAGGGGUUGAUUCUGUUCACGCCCCGCAGGCUUUCCAGGGCCCUGGAGACGGUAGAUGCUCUUGGGGGGACCCUCAUCAGUGCCCCUAAGCACCUGCUGGGCAGCCUGUAUAGCUAUGUGCCGCUCUGCAGGCAGUCCAAGUGUGAGGCGGCGGCACGGGGCAGCAAGACGGGCCCUGAGGCCGAGCAGAAGGAGGAGGAGAGCAAGCCAGAGGCCGGCAGCGCCGAGGAGAAGGCCCAGCUGAGGGGGGACUGGCGGCUGUACCGCGGCCACCACCCGCUGUCCUUCCUGGGCCUGGAGGACCCCCUCUUCAUACGCAGCAACCUGUACCGCACCUCAGCCUUGGAGCCCGAGGCUGUGCCGCGGAAAUCGGCCUUCACACCCUACAGCCGGCGUGUGAGCGAGGGCUCCUACCGCUUCAGCCCCGAGGCCAUGUACAGCCGGGCCUACUACGCCAACCUCUACAGCCCGGCUUUCAAGAAGGACUGACCGUGAGCGGGAGAACCCCGGCCCCAAAUUGCCCCCAGCACGCUUCACCUUCAUGUACCCACAUCCCACAGCCCACGUUGCCUGCAUACCCACAUCCCCAACCUGGCACAGAUAUGGUUGUCCCUCUGGGGUUGUCCAUCUCUCUGUCCAUCCAUGGUUGAGGGUCCCUGCUCUGCACCAGGCUCGGUGACAGCUGUGCAAGGGGAUGUCCCCUCCUUGGGGCCAAGAGGAGAAUAAAGGCAGCCCAAAGCGCAGCUGCUGGAGAAAUAGGUAGAGGAGAAAAGAAGGUAAAAUACACGGUAUCUCUGGGUGAGAUACACAGCACUGAGAUGGACUGGAGGGCAACACAACCAUCAAACAUCAUCAUAGAAUCAUCAGAGAACAGCUUUCGUUGGAAGUGACUUAAAGCUCAUUCAGUUCUGUUCCCCUGCUGUGAGCUGGUUGCCCCCCACCAGUUCAGGCUGCCCAGGACCCCAGCCAACCUGGCCUUGAGCACCUCCAGGGAUGGGGCACCCACUGCUUCUCUGGGCAGCCUGGGUCCCCAUCCCUCCCUCCACAGUUUUGGGCCUGGGGACACAACCAGGCAGAGCACCAGAACCCCCGUCUCCUGUAGGACUGCCUUAUUUCUUACAACUUGUGGUUGUAUCUGCUGCAAUAAUAAACCUUCUCCCCCAACCCCUUGCAUAGUUUGCUUUACA
Molecule: messenger RNA, 3798 nt
Organism: Numida meleagris (helmeted guineafowl)
Lineage: Eukaryota; Metazoa; Chordata; Aves; Galliformes; Numididae
Gene: PLIN1
Product: perilipin 1
Exons: 8
Coding region: 1535-3100 (521 amino acids)
Biological process (GO): lipid metabolic process
Cellular component (GO): lipid droplet
Source: RefSeq, a predicted model, not a curated record